GACGAGAUAAUUUAAAAAUUUUGAAAAAUGAUUUCAAUUGAUGUAAAUUCAACAGCGAAAAUCAUGGAAGCUACAUAUAGAGCUUUUUCAUGGUCGGAUUAUAUUUUAUUUGUGGCAAUGCUAGUUUUAUCAAUUCUAGUUGGUAUUUAUUUUGGCUUCUUUAAAAAACAAGAUACCAGCGAUAAAUAUUUAUUUGGUGGUAAACAAAUGGGAUUUUUUCCUGUUGCACUUUCAUUAGCUGCUAGUCAUCUUUCUGGUAUAACAUUAUUGGGUGUCCCAGCAGAAGUAUAUUAUUAUGGUUGCUCAUAUUGGGCAACAUCAAUAUGUAUUAUAAUUGUUUGUUUAUUUACAAUUCAUAUAUUUUUACCAGUUUUAUUUAAAAGUAACGUAACAAGUAGUUUUGAAUAUUUACAAUUACGUUUUGAUAAGAAAAUUCGAUAUGUAACGUCAACAUUAUUUAUUGCAAAAAAUUUAGCAUAUUUACCAAUAAUUAUCUACAUACCAGCACUUGCAUUUAGUCAAGUGACCGGUAUUAGUGUUCAUCUUGUGACACCAAUUGUAUGUUUCGUUUGUAUAUUUUACACAUCGGUAGGCGGUUUCAAAGCUGUUGUAUGGACGGAUACUUUUCAAUUUGCGAUAACUGUUUUUACCGUAAUUGCUAUAGUGGUUUUGGGCUUUAUUUACACUGGAGGCGUUGCAAAUGUUUGGAAUCGAAAUGAGAUUGGUGGAAGACUUGAUUUUUUCAAUUUUGAUCCAUCUUUAGUUACUCGAACUACUUUUUGGGGUUACACCAUUGGUUUAACAAUGUCAUGGAUUUCUGAAUUGGGAGUAAAUCAAGGAAUGGUACAAAAAUAUUUAUCGAUACCAAAUAUAUCCCAAAUAAAAAAAUGUUUAAUUCUUUUUGUGGCUGUGUUUAGUGGAAUAAAAAUGCUCAACGUGACUACUGGUCUCAUAAUGUACGCAAAGUAUCAAUAUUGUGAUCCAUUAACGUCAAAGGUCAUUCAGAAACCAGAUCAAAUUUUACCAUAUUUUGUAAUGGAUAUAGCUGGAAAUAUUCCUGGUUUACCUGGCUUAUUUAUCGCAGCUGUUUUUAGUACGGCACUAAGCACAAUGUCAGCGGUCUUAAACACAUUAUCUGGAACAAUUUACGAUGAUGCAAUAAAACCAUUCCUGAGCAAAGAAAAAAAGACUGAACGUAAUGCAAGUUAUAUAAUGAAAAUUUGUACUUUAAUAAUUGGAUUCAUCAGUGUAUCAUUGGUACUUGUUGUGGAAAAGCUUGGUGGAAUUUUACCGUUAGUAAUGGGUAUAACAGGAUGUUUUGCUGGAACAAAUUGUGGUUUAUUUAUACUUGCUACUUGUGUACCAUGGGCCAAUUCUAAAGGUGCUCUAGUUGGAAGUUUUGCUAGUUUGAUUUCGGCUGUUUCAGUUAUGAUUGGUGCUCGUUAUCAUAUUGCUUAUGGUAAUAUUCAAUAUCCAAAAUUACCACUUUUAACAAUGGGUUGCUUAGAAAAUUCUACAAUACCUUUCGAUCAAUUCAAUUAUACAUUCCCGACAACUUUUGAUCGCCGACCAAUCAUUAAUGAAGACGAAGUAUUUGUCUUGUUUCGAAUGUCCUACAUUUUUUACACAUGUUUUGGAACAGUUGUUCAAAUUGUUGUUGGAUUAGUAGUUAGCUGGAUAACAGGAUUUAAUGAUUUAAAAGAAGUCAAUCCAGAUUUAAUAUCACCUGUAAUGCAUUGGGUAUUACCCAAACAACCAGUAUCCGAAAAGGAGAAAGAACAAUACAAGAGUGUUGAAGAAAGUUUGGAAAUGUUAAAGAAACAACAAGAAGCGGAAGCUUGACGCUGACUCGAGAAUUGAUUAUAUUAAUGAAGACAAUUUAAAAAAAUUUAUUUUUAUUUAUUUCAAAGAAAUUUGAAAUUUUUUUAUCGAUGUUUACGAUGUUAUUUUUAUGCGUGAUUGUAAAAAUGAUCUGCUAUUAUUAUCUACAAUUUUUAAGUUGAAAAAUUGAAAGUCAUCAUUAUUGAAAAAUUUUUUUAUAUCGAAUAUGACGAUAGAGUAUCCUUGUCGAUACAGGGAGCAGUUAUUCUAGUGUUAAGCACUGUGGUACUGUAUAUUAAUAAUUUUUUCUUCAAAGUAGAAUGAAGAAGGAAGGAUUUAGAUAAAUCGAAAAAAUUUUACUCUUGUGAAAUGAAAAUAUUAAACCAAUA
Molecule: messenger RNA, 2210 nt
Organism: Chrysoperla carnea
Lineage: Eukaryota; Metazoa; Arthropoda; Insecta; Neuroptera; Chrysopidae
Product: sodium-coupled monocarboxylate transporter 2-like
Exons: 8
Coding region: 28-1842 (604 amino acids)
Biological process (GO): transmembrane transport; sodium ion transport
Cellular component (GO): membrane
Molecular function (GO): symporter activity
Source: RefSeq, a predicted model, not a curated record